Molecule: messenger RNA, 622 nt
Organism: Juglans microcarpa x Juglans regia
Lineage: Eukaryota; Viridiplantae; Streptophyta; Magnoliopsida; Fagales; Juglandaceae
Product: basic blue protein
Exons: 2
Coding region: 69-437 (122 amino acids)
Cellular component (GO): plasma membrane
Molecular function (GO): electron transfer activity
Source: RefSeq, a predicted model, not a curated record
CUGAUCUCUCUCUCUCUCUCUCUCUCUCUCUCUACAUCUCUCUCUAUCUCUCUCAGCAUUCAACAAAGAUGGCUCGGGGAAGAGGCAGUGCAAUGGCUGUGACAGUGUUGUUGUGCAUGCUGCUGCACUCUGAGAUGGCUCAUGCAGCCACCUACACAGUUGGAGGUGCUGGUGGUUGGACCUUCAACGUUUCUGGCUGGCCCAAGGGAAAGCGCUUCCGUGCUGGUGACAUCCUUGUGUUCAACUACAGCCCUGCAGCUCACAACGUGGUUGCUGUGAGCAAAGUAGGUUAUAAUGCAUGCACGACCCCACGAGGUUCAAAGGUGUAUCAGACAGGGAAAGACCGGAUCAAGCUUGUGAAGGGGCAAAACUUCUUCAUCUGCAGUUUUACUGGUCACUGCCAAUCCGGAAUGAAAAUCGCCGUCACUGCUGUCUAGCUAGCUAACUUGCCAUUAGAUCCAGCGAGUAUUAUAUAUAUAUAUGUACGAGUCUUUGUCAUGUUAGCGUUACCAAGCAUCUAUGUUUUGCUUUCAUUUGUACUAGGAUCAGUGCUGGGAUCUAAGUUUAGCCCCCCCUAAUUAUAUAUGUGGGGGACCAAUAAAUGGAUAUGGAAAUUUCAAAA